AUGGAGCCAACGUGCCCGCGGCGUCCCUCCUCCCUGACGUCCCUGGACAGCCACCCACCCGACAGGAGGGAGGUCACGGCCGGAGCAGGCGGACUGGCCCUGGGCCGGGGCGGGCCGCCUCUGUGCAGGCUGGGGGCGGGGAGCAGUCGCCACUGCUGCCCAGCGCCAGGCACCCAGCGGCACCUCCCAGCCGCACGGGGCAGGCCGGCUCGGGCCGGCGCCCGGGGGAGCCAGCUGGCCCCAGCAGAUAGAGCCGUGCUGAUGGUGGGGGCCUGUGAAAUGGGAAGGACCCCAGAAGGAGGAGGGGUGCUCAGAUCGGCCCUCGCACCCGGGGUCAGCGGGCAGCAAGGGCGACCCCGCCUGCAGGAGGGCCAGUACACGGACGUGAGGGCGGUCACCCCCGGCUCCCUGGGACCUAGGGUCACGCUCCGGGGCAGCUGUCUCAGACCACAGAGGGAGCCUCAGCUCCGAGAACGAGUCCGACCUGGGCCCACGGAGGGCGCAGGGUGA
Molecule: messenger RNA, 510 nt
Organism: Rangifer tarandus platyrhynchus (Svalbard reindeer)
Lineage: Eukaryota; Metazoa; Chordata; Mammalia; Artiodactyla; Cervidae
Source: the annotation of a GenBank genome assembly